AUGCUAGCAACACACACUGGCGAUGCCGAUGCUCAGGCAACGUCCAGUACCAACGCUGGGUGCAUACCCCCAACGGUUGGAGUGGCCCCGCUACAAUUAGCAGAGCUCCGGGAGAAACACUUUGGGACAGGCGAGGGUCAGAGGUUCGGUGCCCGAUCGUCUGGAGACAGACAUGAAGGCGCCGAAGACCACGACUCAAUGCGCGUGCGUGCGGAGCGGUUCGUGGACGAGUACCUCGCUCCCCUCUUCGCUUGCGUCGAAGGAGAGCGAGAUGAAGAGCAAGAGGGCGCCAGCAGCGGUACGGAGAGCAUCAUCAUCGUCGCUCAUGGCAUUAUCCUGGGCGUGCUGGCGAGAGUUCUACUUGCCGCUGGCAACUUUGGGUCUCUGGCAACCGGCACGUCGGACCAGCAACAGCGCUUUUCGUGGAGCAACACCGGCUAUCUCUUGAUCAAUGUCAAGUCCUUGCCGGUAGUCAAUGCGAAGGAGUCUGCUGCUGGCUCGCGAAGCGGUACGCAGGAUCCCAAAUGGCCCCACCUCAAGCUUGAAAUUGUGGAAGUCAACUGCACCGACCACCUUCGCGGGUUGAAAAAGACGCGUGGAGGGAUCGGCAGCGCAAAGUUUGACGAGAAGCAGAAGACGCUUAGCGCGUUCUUCAAACCAACUGCAUCCAAACGGAAGCACGAGGAUAGCUGA
Molecule: messenger RNA, 693 nt
Organism: Colletotrichum fioriniae
Lineage: Eukaryota; Fungi; Ascomycota; Sordariomycetes; Glomerellales; Glomerellaceae
Biological process (GO): negative regulation of glycolytic process; regulation of pentose-phosphate shunt
Cellular component (GO): cytosol
Molecular function (GO): fructose-2,6-bisphosphate 2-phosphatase activity
Source: RefSeq, a predicted model, not a curated record